AUGACUGGCAACGACAAACCAAUCUUCCUAUUUGUCCCCGGCGCAUGGCAUCAGCCCGAAGCGUUUGACGGGAUCAGAGCACUCAUGGCCAAACGAGGUCUGCAAACCGCAGUGGUAGCCCUCCCUUCCGUCGGCGCCGAACCUCCCACCAAGGGCUUGCACGAUGACAUUGACCAUGUGCGCGCGACUAUCACGCACCUGGCAGACGAUGGCAGACAGGUCGUCGUGGUUGCGCACUCGUAUGGCGGGAUGGCGCGAUCAGAUUCAGGCCAGAAAGGAGGCGUCAUCAUGCUGGUCUACAUGACUGCCUUUGUUGCGCCGAAGGGGUCGACGCUGCUGGACAUGCUGGGGGGAGAAUGGCUUCCGUGGAUGAAAUUCGACGUGAGUUAA
Messenger RNA from Rasamsonia emersonii CBS 393.64, 390 nucleotides. RefSeq lists its product as uncharacterized. Bases 1 to 390 code for a protein of 129 amino acids. The record is from RefSeq and is a predicted model, not a curated record. NCBI's taxonomy places the organism in Eukaryota, Fungi, Ascomycota, Eurotiomycetes, Eurotiales, Trichocomaceae. The transcript has 2 exons.